Messenger RNA from Labrus bergylta (ballan wrasse), 1984 nucleotides. RefSeq names its product ORMDL sphingolipid biosynthesis regulator 1 (gene ormdl1). Gene Ontology annotation, cellular component: endoplasmic reticulum membrane. Gene Ontology annotation, biological process: intracellular sphingolipid homeostasis; ceramide metabolic process; sphingolipid biosynthetic process. Lineage: Eukaryota; Metazoa; Chordata; Actinopteri; Labriformes; Labridae. The record is from RefSeq and is a predicted model, not a curated record.
CUUAUGGACAGCAACUUUGGCCUAAUGCCAGGACAAUGGUAAUAAUGUUAUUGUGGUAGUAUUUAUUUAUGGAGAAGUUUUCUUCACUCGCAUGAAAAAGUUCUUCACACAAGUUAAAACAAAUCACCUUAACCAACUAAGCAAUUCAAGAAGACAAGCAUGUAAACAAGGCACAGAAGAACAGGUGACAAACACUCAUUCACUGUGGUGUAUUUAUUCAACUUCAGAAAAUAUCUUUAUGUGAAAUUGUAAUCCUGCUGUUCGAAUGUGAACGUUGACUUCUUCUUGUGCGGGCAUGCAGCAGGCUUUAGGGAUUUAACAGAAAGUCAUCAUUGCCUUAAAUGGAUGCAACUUAAGCCCUAUUCGUUUUCUUUAAUCGAGCCUGGCAGCUGAAUAUGUGCCAGAGGGCAAAGUGCACCAUGAGAUUGCACAAUUUGUUUGUCUGUUAUCACAUUCAGACUUGCAGGAAGGACAAAGUGCUUAAACUGCACAACAGAUAUGCAUCUUUUAAAUAAAGGUAUACUGUGACGGAAAGUACGCAGCAUGCACUUUAGUACUGCAGCAUAUUGUUAGAGGUUGUGUCUUUGAAGAGUCACACGUUUGUAGGAUUCAGAGCUUGUGUAACAGUUUUUAUAAUGUCGAGUUAAGUCAAGAAAAAGCUGCACAGCCGUGAGUGUUGGAUUGUUAACUGUUGAUGAACAUGGAAAGUGCCAUCUGUGUCUGCUUGACCAGAAUGAAUGUGGGUGUGGCACACAGCGAGGUGAACCCAAAUACUCGGGUCAUGAACAGUCGGGGGAUCUGGUUGACCUAUGCACUCGGUGUUGGCAUACUUCACAUUGUGCUCUUGAGCAUUCCUUUCUUCAGCGUGCCAUUGGUGUGGACUCUCACCAACGUCAUACACAACUUUGGAAUGUAUGUGUUCAUGCAUGCAGUGAAAGGCACGCCCUUUGAGACCCCUGACCAAGGAAAAGCCAGACUUCUUACACACUGGGAACAGCUGGACUACGGCGUUCAGUUCACUUCAUCCAGAAAGUUCUUCACCAUCUCUCCAAUCAUUCUAUACUUCUUGGCAAGUUUCUACACAAAGUACGACACGACACACUUCAUCAUAAACACGGCUUCGCUUUUGAGCGUCUUAAUCCCGAAGCUGCCGCAGCUACACGGAGUGAGACUUUUCGGUAUUAACAAGUAUUGAGUUGUUGUAGAUGCUGCGCCUCAAGUCCUGCGUAGCACCUAACCAAGAAGUUGUACAGUUUGUGUAAAAGUCACUGUUGUUGUUUAGAUAUAUCAGGGUUAAGAUAAGAUGUUUCAAAAAAAACAGGAGUAUGUUUGUAGGUGACAGGAUGCCAUAUGCAUUACUAACUUAUGUGAAUAUUUAAUGAUGUAUUUUUGGCCUGCGCAGACCUGGGCUGGCCCAGGCGUCGCUGAGGCUUUUGUUUGAGUUUAUUUCUGUCUUUCCCUCCAAUUCUCAUGGCAACACAAUUUGUGAGUACAAGUCCGUUUGUAGCCACAAAGAUGUCCCAAAUGUAUUUUUCAAAGAUGUUUACUUGUCAACAGUGAUUCGGUGUCAAUCGGCACGCUCUCAUUUUGUAAUGGGUGUCAAAUGUGUUCAUGCUGAGUGGAAAGUAGAAUCAUUUCCUGUUUUGCAUGAUGUCCUCAGUGUGUGAAUCAUUUCUUAUUUGUAUGUCAAUCAGAAAAGGGCAGGCUUUUUUCAUUGUACAGUUUUUUUUUUUUUCUUUGUGUGAAUGUUUUGUGUCCUGUAUGUAGAAAUGAGACAAAUAAUUCUUGUCAGAUUAAGUGUUUACUCAGAGAGGUCUGCAGUGUCUGUGAAGAAUUUAUAUUCAUGUAGCUGCUCUCUUUAGAUUAUGGCUUUUUUUGUUGUUGCUAUUAUCAAGGCAGCUAGUCCUGCUUUGUUUGGCCAUAGCUCAUAGUACUCAUGAUAUUUCUUGUUCUAAAUCUUAUUAAAAUGUUGGUGCCCUCCGAG